Alternaria hordeiaustralica is the source of this 909-nucleotide messenger RNA. RefSeq lists its product as uncharacterized. NCBI's taxonomy places the organism in Eukaryota, Fungi, Ascomycota, Dothideomycetes, Pleosporales, Pleosporaceae. Bases 1 to 909 code for a protein of 302 amino acids. The record is from RefSeq and is a predicted model, not a curated record. The transcript is spliced from 4 exons.
AUGGAUUGUAGGAUCUCUCCAUGGGAUAAGAGGAAGAACGGGGGAGGCAAAGCCUCGGACAAGAUGAUGAAGGAGCGGACCUUGCCAGAGGUCCUCAAAGCACGCAUGAAGGUCGUUCAUCCCAAGUGUGGAGAGUUUAUGUAUGGGGACAGGGGUGCUAAAGACUUUGAGGGGCUCGGCCUUGACUUAGAGGCGACCAUGGGUCUGGCUCACGAGAACAUCUUCCUCGAUAUGAGUCACAAGCAGGCGCGACAGCGUCUCUUGGAUGGAACCAAGGACGACUGGAACUCUAUCAUCGUAGCAGAUGAGUUUCUGCAGUCUUUGGACGUGGUCAGUAAUGCGCUUCGGGCUGCGGGAAUCGAGUUCCUCACAUUUCAUGGCCACAUGACCCUAAAGGAGAGGGAUGAAGUGCGAGCUCGCUUCGACGACCCCGAUGAUCCGGUCAGAGUAAUGCUUGCCACCAUCCAGUGUUUCGGUCUUGGGCUACCCCGCGAAGUGACAGCACAUUCGUUCGCCGGGACAACAAAGGUCGCGGAAACAAUCGCGUACAUCGCCCUAACCGACAAAACCUUUAAGGCAAAGAAAGAGCUGAUCAAGUCGGAAUGGCUUGAAGCCUUCAAGACCCUCGACGAAACAAAGAAAAGGCCCAUCAACAACGUCUCAGGGGCAAGCAAACCAGGAACUCUAGCGAAGAAGCCACGACUCGUCAACAUCGGUGAAAACUUUAAAGCUUUCCUGAAUGGUGAAGAGCUCUCCAGCAAGAUCUUGGAAAGAAUGGCCAAGGACAGGAUUGGGCAGGACCGAGAGGUCACUGUAUGGACGUAUGAAUCGCCAAAUUCUAUCGAGGCGUACGUCAAGAAAACCCGAAAGAAGAAGAAAAAGAACAAGGCUAAGUUGGCGUUUCACUAA